UUUUGUUGUGAUUUAUAUGAAAGCGUCCGGUUCUGCUCGGCCUUUGAAUUCGCUAUUUUAUUUCAGAGACAAGCGUUUAGUGGUCUGCUAGAGGUCGGUGAAAAGUCGACCACUGUCACUUUUGAUUCAUGGACUCAACGCGGACUUCAGCUAAAAGCAUUUCUGUCAAGAGGCUAGUACAAGUUUGACUUCAUUCAUUCAAUAUCCAGACCCUUUAGACUGUUUUACAGACUCUAAAGGGUCCCAGGAGUCUAGUUUGGGAACCACUGAGGUCAGCUAAAGAAAAAAAAAGUUUUGUCCAGCCAGAAAAAGUCUAUCAGUGACCUGGAAACAGCUUCGUAAAUAUUUAGCGAACAUGAAGUUGUCUUUGGACAGUAUGGGUGUCCUGAAGAUUGUGCUGUUCAUCAUUGAGGCUGUUUUGCUGACAGACUGCGCAAGAGGACCUCCACGGGUGUCCGAGAAGGUUGCUCACAGACAGACAGCUCGGUUAGGGAGUGCCACCAAGCUGCCGUGUCCGGUGGAAGGAGACCCUCCACCCCUAAUUAUGUGGACCAAAGAUGGGCGCAACAUCCACAGCGGCUGGAUCCGUUUCCGUAUCCUUCGCAUGGGCCUAAAGAUCAAGGAGGUUGAGGCAGAUGACACGGGCACCUACAUUUGCAAAGCCACCAACGGCUUCGGUAGCGUUAACAUCAACUACACCCUCAUCGUCAUCGAAGACUCAGGUUCUGACAAAACUGGACCCGGAGCAGCUGAUGAAGCAGAGUCUGAGCUGGGCACCGAUGGUGUGUCAGACAAAUUUGUGCGUCCCCGCUUUACCCAGCCCGCGAAGAUGAGGAAGAGGGUGAUAGCCCGCCCCGUUGGCAGCUCAGUGCGGCUCAAAUGCACGGCCAGCGGGAACCCCCGACCGGACAUCGUGUGGCUGAAGGACGACAGGCCACUGACGGAUCAGGAGGUCGGUGAGGGCCGUCAGAAGAAGUGGACUCUGAGUCUGAGGAACCUGACUCCAGAGCACAGCGGCAGAUACACUUGCAGGGUCUCCAAUCGGGCAGGGGAAAUCAACGCCACGUAUAAAGUUGAGGUCAUACAGAGGACAAACUCCAAGCCUAUUUUGACGGGCACUCACCCAGUCAACACGACGGUGGACUACGGAGGCACCACGUCAUUCCAGUGCAAAGUGAGGAGUGAUGUUAAGCCAGUCAUUCAGUGGCUCAAACGCGUGGAGUCCAACGAGGAAAGCCGCUACAACUCCACCAUUGAGGUGGGGGACCACCGAUUUGUGGUGCUGCCCACGGGAGAGGUGUGGUCGAGGCCCGACGGCUCCUACCUCAACAAGCUGCUCAUUACCCGCGCCAAGGAGGAGGACGCUGGCAUGUACAUCUGCUUAGGCGCCAACACAAUGGGCUACAGCUUCCGCAGCGCCUUCCUCACUGUGCUGCCAGACACAAAGCCUCCCAUCACGGCCAUGUUCUCGCCAGCCUCCAGCUCCCUCCCCUGGCCUGUCAUUAUUGGCAUACCCGCUGGAAUUGUGUUCAUCUUUGGCACAGUGCUGCUGUGGUUCUGUCAGAGCAGAAAACAGUGCCCCCCUCCCAGUGCUCCAGCUGCGGCUGCACAGGUGCUGCAGAGCUCCCAACGGCUGCCGUAUCGAGAGCGGGACAGGGGCUGCGCGGCGCCGUCCUCCAGCUCCUCCAGCCCAGAGAAAGACUGCAUGAGCUCCAUGAACUAUGAGGAGUACCUGGCACAGCAGCAGCUCCUCCUCAGCCAGGGAGGACCAACACUCCCCCCUAAAAUCUACCCCAAAAUCUACACAGACAUUCACACGCACACUCACUCGCAUGUGGACGGUAAAGUGCAUCAGCAUCAACACAUUCAUUUCCAGUGUUAGCCUUAGUGCCAAAUACUCCCCACUAACUGCUCCAGUGUGUCAGAGGGAGAAUGAGCUGUGGACUGUACAGCGGCACCUGGCAUUACUCUUAUCAAAAUCACAAAUUGACUCUUCUCAUAGCUGGACAUUGUUGGGAGAGUGUGCAUGUGUAAAAAACAGUGGCCAGUGAUACACACCUUGUGUUUUUACAUCCAAACUUCCGUACUUGGUGCUUUUUUUCUUUCUUUUUACCUUCAGAUUCUCACACCACUAAAAUCCAUUAAUCCUUGUUGUGCACUUAACAGAAAAAGGACAAGGAAUCUACUGUGUGUGAGUUGAAUUGCAGCUAUUCAGGCCAGCAGAAAGGUCUUCCUCAGCUGUUGCAUUUUGCAUUUUCCUACUUGAGGUGUGGCUGAAAAAUGGAGGUUAGGUUUUACCUUUCACAAAAUCAGCUGUUGGAGCGCAGAGGCUCCGUAUGUUCUGCCUGGUAAUGAAGAUGAAAACGGUACUCGAGAUUUACAAAAGGGCUGGUUUUUAUGCUCCUACUCAGGUAGUCCUUUUGUUUUGUUAAAGAUGCAUAAUGUUGGAAUACUGACCACUAUCCUUCCUAUUACCUUUCUCCAUCCCUAACUUCUCUUCUAUGUUCAAAGUGAUAUAGAGUAGGCUGGUAAGUUCUUUAUAGCCUGUUCACGGCAUGCAAACCUUGCCUAAGACUGCAGGGGAUGGAAGAAGUGUGUUUCCAUGUUAACUGAAUUGGUCCUCAUUAUCAUUUUAACUUUUUUAGGUAGGUUCCCAUCACUUGUCGGUAGGAUGUUGAGAUAAACCAACAGAGGAUGAGUCUUUUUGACCGCCACCUUAUCCACCCAGUUUAUGAAGCUGUAGUCAUUUAUAAUCAAAUUGAGUCAUGAAUAUUUAAUUUAUUUUGCUAAAAAAUGUAUCAUAAGUUUAUUUUUCAGAGUAAGGCGUUUUACAUAUCUAUGUAAUGUUAUUAAAGUAUACUUUUGUUGUCUAUAGUACAUUUUGAGUACUUUGUCACCCAGUUUAAUCACAUUUAGUUCAUGCCAAUAUUUAGGUAUUACUGUAUGUAAUUGGUUAUAUUUGACAAUCUUGUAUGAUGUACUCUUUUCAAGGCUCAAAAACUAAAUCAUCUGAAAGUUUGAUGGUUUGGUAGUUUGAUUAAAUGACCUGAAACAAAUAAGUCACAUGCUUCUGCUCAAGCUGAACUCUUAAACUUGCGCACGUUCUUCGGGAGGACACCCAUGAUUGUUCGUCAAAGUCUGUGCUUGUGAACAAAAGCGUAAAAGUCCUUGUGAGUAACUUCAGUGGAGGUUACCUGUCCUAAAACGUAAGUGCUGUUUAGGUUCUGGGCCCAGACGGGUCAGCUUUUCUUCCUCUGAGCCAGCUGAAGUGUCUGCUGAGGGUGACAGAGAGGGCAGCCAGCAGAGGGACAGAAGCUGCUGGGAUGAAUGACUGAAUAGAUACUGUACAGACACAAGGGAAGUCUCACAGUCCCUUUUUAGAUGAGUGAUGGCCCCUGCAAGACUACACCAAAUGACCAGCAUCUUUUCCCAUUUAAGUGAAUCGAUCCUCUCCGCCCCCCCCCCCCCCGGUCCACACCACCACCUCAUUCAACUCCAAUCUAGGUAGGAUUUCCUUUCACCAUUUAGGAAGUGUAUUGUCCUGCUCUGGGAGUGAUGUGACAGGACCCUGUGAUUGCUCAGGAAAGAAGGGGAGCAUUGUAUCAGGCGAGCUCUUGUUUUGUAUCCAAGCAUUGCAGGAUAGGGAUGAGCUUUAGCUCCAGACAGGGCGGUGAGUAUAUUGUGUGUUUAAACUAGAAAUUCUACACAGAAGAAAACCUUUUGGGCUUCAGCCAUGUUACUUCCUUAUCCACAAGUAAUGCCUUAAUUCCAAAAUUUAGAAGACAAGAUUCAAAAUGAUAUAACACUGCCCCCUAGUGCUUCCAAACACUAAUCACGGAGAAAUUAAAAAAAAAAAAAAACAAAAAA
Messenger RNA from Xiphias gladius (swordfish), 3867 nucleotides. Its product is annotated as fibroblast growth factor receptor-like 1. Gene Ontology annotation, molecular function: fibroblast growth factor binding; fibroblast growth factor receptor activity. Gene Ontology annotation, cellular component: plasma membrane. Bases 356 to 1882 code for a protein of 508 amino acids. The transcript has 8 exons. The record is from RefSeq and is a predicted model, not a curated record. NCBI's taxonomy places the organism in Eukaryota, Metazoa, Chordata, Actinopteri, Istiophoriformes, Xiphiidae.